Messenger RNA from Paramuricea clavata, 4046 nucleotides. NCBI's taxonomy places the organism in Eukaryota, Metazoa, Cnidaria, Anthozoa, Malacalcyonacea, Plexauridae. The record is from the annotation of a GenBank genome assembly.
AUGCCCUGUUUUAAAUGUACUGAUUGUAACUUUGUUGCUAAAUCGAGUCAAGGUCUUGGAGUUCAUCGAUCGAAAAAACAUGUUGUUAAUGACUCUUUGUCCAUGAAUGUUGUCUCUGUUUCUGUCGUACGCGAAUAUCCUGAGAGAAGAAGUUUUUAUUGUUGUUUAUGUGAUUCCAUUGUAUUGAAUUUUCAACACCUUACCCGUCACUUUAAAAAACUUCAUCCUGGUAUUAAAAUCUUAUCGUCGGCCCGCUGUUCUAUAUGCGGUAAUGAGUUCUCCAGUGGUCAAGGUGCCGGAGUCCACGUUUCUCGUACUAUUUGCGGUCGGAGUAAACUUCCAGUUGAUGAUGAACCAAUAAUGUCCACUGCAAUGUAUCGUGAUGACGAGUCGACUUCCGAUAUAACGGAUUUUCUUGCUAACAACACCCUCUCCUCAUCCCAAUCCCCACCCUCUCAGUCUCCUAACCCUCUUGAUUCGGUGGUCGCCCUUAGCGAUUGUACUGCUGAUGAGAGAGGCCCUUUCACGAUCCCCUCAUCGGAUAAUACUCAUGUAGAUAACACCUCUAUGGUCGUCUUAAAUGAUUGCACUGUUGAAGAGUCCUCUACACUAAAGAUUCUAACCAGUCCUAUACCACCUGUGACUCUGGAAGAUUUAUCCACUGAGGAUGACAAUGAUCCCUUCGACAUCCCCCGACCCUUAUUCCUAGAUAGUUACUUCCAACCAUCUUCACUUGAUCCCUCAGCUUCCGCUUUUCACCCUACCUCACCCCCAACCAAUCGUACCAACACGGUACCCUCAUCCACUCCUGAUUAUCCCUCCUCACCCGCUUCAAUUCCAUCUGAUAUCGGGUCCUCCUCUUCAAGUAUCUCACCUCCUGCAUCCCGCCUUAUUCCUGUUCAGUCCAGUAAUCCCAACACCUCCAUACCUUCCCAUCUACCAAUUCUUGAAGCAGUGGUCGUCUUAAGUGAUUGUACUGCUGUGAAUAGUAAUGUUAGCUUGUCCACUUUUCCCUGUUUAACCAACCCUUUCCCUCCUCCUAAUUCCUCGUUUCCUCAGUCAAGCCGCCCGUACCCUCCAAACCUCAACCAGCAUCGUCUGCCUGAUCCACCGGUCGCCUUAAAUGGUUGUACUGAAGGGGAUGGCAUCGGUUAUCCUCUCCUCUCUUCCCCAACUACAGCAUCCCAGAACCCCUUCAUUAUCCCUCCUCCACUUGCUGAUACGUCAUUCCUUACACCGACAGCAACACCUUCAUUUCAUUCAGAUAAUGCGAAUAAUCAUCACACAAAGCCUCCUACCUCCUCCCUACCAAGUACUCCACCUCCACCUCCCCUCUCUUCCAAUUCUAAUCACACGGAUCCCAUCAUUGAAUUCCAAUCUAAAUGGUCCGCUGUUUUUUCUGCUGACUGCGGUUGGGAUCAGUUUGCGAAUAAUUGUGACGAUUUCGCUGAGGAUGUCAUCAAUACCAGUGAAAUUGACUUUCAGAGGAAAAAACCCGCCCCUCGCCGCUUGAACCGUCCUUCUGCCAGACCUGUAAAUUCCAACAGACGGCCUGUUAAAUACAAUCCUAUUCAAGCCAGAAAGCUGCAGAGUCUGUAUCGCAUCUCAAAAAAGCGUGCUGCCAGGAAAGUCCUCAAUGACACCAAACCUUCAUAUGAUGGUUCAGUUGAUGAUGCUAAUGAAUUCUUCACACGUGUAUUCGGUCCUAAAUCAUGCGACAUUGAAGGUGUUAAAAGUGGACUUAACGAUUUUGUUCCAUCGGGCCCCACUGAUAAUCACCUCGCUGAUCACCUAUCUCCUGAUGAAAUCAAGAAAAAACUCCGUGUUUUAUCUAAUUCUGCUCCGGGAGCUGAUCGCGUGGAAUACCGCCAUCUCAAAUCUGUGGACCCCAACUGUAAAAUCCUAUGUUCCAUCUACAACCGAUGUCUUGAUGCUAAUGAUGUUCCCCAACAAUGGAAAAAUGCUAACACCAUAUUGAUCCACAAGAAAGGGGACAGCGGUGAAAUAUCGAACUUUCGCCCAAUAGCUUUAAUGAGUUGCAUCUAUAAGUUAUUCAUGAGUGUCAUAGCCAAUCGUUUGGUGAACUUUGCAGUUGUAAACGAGCUAUUAUCUGAUAGUCAAAAGAGUGCUAGGCCAUCUGAAGGUUGCUAUGAACAUACCUUUCUCUUGCAAUCCCUUUUGCUUGAUGCCAAGAGACUUGAGAAAAAUGUUUGUUUGGCCUGGUUGGAUCUCCGCAACGCUUUUGGUAGUGUCCCUCAUGAUGUAAUCAAACUAACUCUCUCUCAUCUUGGUGUUCCUCAAUCCCUGGUGGAUCUGAUCUCUAAUGUGUACACCGGUGCUACUACCGUAAUCCGCACACCUGUUGGUGAUACUAGUAACAUUCCAAUUUUAUCUGGAGUGAAGCAGGGCUGCCCUUUAUCACCUAUCUUAUUUAACCUAAGUGUUGAAAUCAUCCUCCGGGCGGUUCUGCCUAAAGCUAAUUCAAUCGGUCCAGCUAAACAUCAUGGUCUCCCAAUUUCAGUCCUUGCGUAUGCAGAUGAUCUUGUCCUAAUUUGCAGAGAUAGCAAAAAAUUACAACAACUGCUUGAUGCUGCUGGUGAGACUGCCUCGUUGAUCGGUCUGGAAUUCCGACCUGAUAAGUGUGCCUCGCUUUGUGUCACCUAUUCCAAGCGUGUUAAUGGAAACAUCCAACUUAUCGAUUUUUCUGUGCAAGAUAAAAUUAUGCCAGCGUUAAACCAGCAUGAACACUACCGUUAUCUCGGUGUUCCAAUCGGUAUGAUGAAAGAUAUCGAUUCGCUUGAUCAUUUAGUUGAUGACCUUUGCCAAGACCUGGAAAGAAUUAAUUCAUCCCUUCUUGCGCCCUGGCAAAAGCUUGAUGCAAUCAGAACCUUUGUUCAACCAUCCCUAACCUUUGCCCUUCGUGCCGGAGAUCCGGAGAAAGCAUCCUUAGUCAAAUAUCGCCAGAAGUUAAUCGAAAUCGUUCGAAAUAUAUGCAAUCUUCCAAAUCGAGCUUCUCAGUCCAUCAUCUUCGCUAGUACUAAAGUCGGAGGCCUUGCCUUACAAGAUCCCCUGGUCGAGGUCGAUAUUCAAACUACAGUUCAAGCGAUUAAGAUGCUGUCUUCUAAUGAUCCCUUGGUGUCGACAAUAGCAAAAGCAGAGUUGAAACAAUCUGUUCGCUUCGCAGCAAGAGCGGAUCCUUCUCCUGCAUUAAUUCAAGAUUUUCUGUCUGGUUCUACUAAAGGUGCAUUCCACCCUGACCUAAUCCGAUACCGGACGCACUCGUUGUGGACUCGUGCCCGUAAAGCCUGUCGUAACCUUAAGAUAGCGUUCCAGGUUCCUGAUUUCGACCCUCCUUUCCUUACCUUUGAUUCUGGCUCCCCAGUUCUUGCCAAGCUUGCCUGUACCAAACUCCACCUCCUCUGCCAAGAUCGUGCCGCCGAUAAACUUUUAUCACUUCCCGACCAAGGUAAAGUGGCUCGUGCCCUUGUUAAAGACCAUUUUGGAAAUGGAUCGUCGUGGAUAUACUCUGGCCUCAACAUCCGAUUUAAGGAUUGGCGAUUUGUUCACCGUGCUCGUCUUAACUUAGUUCCUACAAACCAAAACAAGCACAGGUGGGAUGAUCUUCAAUCCCCUAUAUGCCGAGUUUGCAAUACCGAUCCUGAAACCUUACCCCACAUCCUUUGUCACUGCCCAACUAACCUUGUCGACGUUAGAGGAAGACACAAUGCUAUUCUUGGUCGUCUAACUAAUGCCAUCCGAUAUGGUGAAGUCCGAGUUGAUCAACAAGUUCCAGAGUUAGAUGAUGAAUGUAGACCCGACAUUGUCAUUAUUGAGAACAAUGAGGUUACAGUAAUUGAUGUCGUGUGUCCCUUCGAGAAUGGAGACGACGCCCUUAAGUCAGCCGAAGAUCGUAAAGUCAACAAAUAUAGUCAUCUGGUUGAUCACUUCAAGAAUAAGGGUAAAGUGUGUCGUGUCUUUGGUUUUGUUGUUGGUGCGCUUGGUGCCUGGCAUCUAAAUAAUGAAGCCGUCCUAAGUCAAUUAAGAAU